This is a messenger RNA of Caenorhabditis elegans, 1055 nucleotides long. RefSeq names its product Serpentine Receptor, class D (Delta) (gene srd-65). Gene Ontology annotation, cellular component: membrane. Lineage: Eukaryota; Metazoa; Nematoda; Chromadorea; Rhabditida; Rhabditidae. Bases 33 to 1010 code for a protein of 325 amino acids. The record is from RefSeq and is marked reviewed. The transcript has 6 exons.
AGCUCAAAUUCUCAUAACCCAACUUUUUGGAAAUGGACAUUCUCCAAUACUUGUUCCGCUUCUACUGGCCACCGUUCUACCUACUCAGCUUAUGCCUGUUUUCAACCAUGUACAUUUUGAUCUACAACUUUACCACCAACGUCUUAAAAGCCAUGAGAUAUUUUCUCUACGCUUCAUGUACGGCUACAUUUGUUUCUUUAACAUUGGCGUUUGGAACACAAACGAGAAAUAUUGAUAAUGAGAAUUCCAUGGGGUUGCUGUGUGAUGGGUUUUGUAAGUUUCUCGGGCCAACGUUUUGUGCGACGUGCUAUAAAGCAUAUGCGACUUCUGUACUAACAGUGAACUUGAUCAACUUGCACACUCUCUACUAUCGCACCGUAUGUCUGAAGUUGAUCAACGCCCAGGAAAUUGGCCGUAACACCUUGAUUUUUUCUUGGCAUUACCUGUUCAUAAUAGCCUAUCUGACUUCUACCUUGAUUCCUCCCUCCGACCAUCUGGCAGUCUACAAUGAAACGCUAGCCCAUUACCCUGAGUAUGACUACACUCCGUAUCUGAAUUUUGGAGGGUUCAGCCAAGCUCAAAAAGUUUAUCUCGAUAAUUCUACAGUGGCUAUGUUCCUUGUCACGUUGUAUUUUCCAAUGAUCGGCAGCUACUGGAAGCAUCAGGCGAUGAAGCUUCUUAAACCUCAUGUAUCCCCAAACACAUCGGACGCUACACGUGUUAUGUUUCGGAAAAUGAUUAUUGGCCUGAACUUUCAAAUCUUUCUGCCGAUGCUUAGUUAUAUCCCCGUAGUGUUUUUAUUUAUUCUGAUUCAAGUCACUGGCCAUCAAUUCCUGAUCUCUCAGUACACAAUAACCUGUCUAGGAGCACUUCCUUGCUUCUUGGAUCCAAUUUUUCAAAUUUACUUCAUUACACCGUACAGGAACGCUGUUCGGGCUUUCUUCGUGCGGAAGCCGUCUGCUGAUGGUAGUUGGGCUACAAGAGUUUCAGCAGUGAACAGUGUUGCUUGAAAAAUUAUUAAUGGGCUUUUUUUUCAAAAAUGAAGCAUGUUUUUU